AGCUUCCUUUUUGUGACAGUCAUGUAGAAGGAAACCUGUGUUCUCUGAAUGGCUGAACAGCACAAACUGGAAAAUGACAGCAACAGCUCUGAUGAUUUUUUGUUGGACUUGUCCAUUUUCACCUCACAGGCUUCUGUCAAAGAGGAAGUAGACCAAAAUCUGUGGGCCAGACCUCUUGCAAGAAAAUGGACUAGUAUGCUCUUCUUGGGCACUUGCCUCCUGUAUUGUGCCAGGAUGGCAAUGCCUAUCUGUGCUGUCUCCAUGGCUGCCGGUUUUGGCUGGAGUAAGAUCGAUACAGGCUUGGUUCUGGGUGGAUUCUUCUGGGGUUACUGUGGUACACAAGUCCUGGGAGGACAUGCCAGUGACAGACUCGGAGGGGAGCGCGUGUUGUUGCUCUCUACUGCAUUGUGGACUCUGAUCACAGCUGCUACGCCUCUUCUGGCCAAAGUAAGCACUCACAGCCUCCUCCUCAUGACUUUGGCCAGAUUGCUUAUGGGGCUGGUGCAGGGUGUUUACUUCCCCUCUCUGGCCAGCCUGUGCUCACAACGUGUCGUGGAGAGUGAGAGGGGGUUUUUGAUGAGCAGCAUGUACAGCGGAUGCUAUUUAGGAACUGUGUUGGCAGGUGGGCUGGGCUCCCUGAUGUUGGAGGGGAACGGAUGGGAAAGCAUCUUUUACUGCACUGGUUUAAUGUCUGGACUGUGGGCGCUUGUUGUUUGGCAGUGUUUAAUGAAAGGCCGAGCUUUGCCCACAUCAGUGAAAUCCAUGAAUGAAUCGCACUGGAAUUUGGCGAGGAUCCAGCUGUGGCUGAGUUUUCUUCAGAGAACUCCUGUGUGGGCCAUGGUCUGUGCUCACAUGUGUAUGACCAGCACCAAUUACACUUUGCUGGUGUGGUUGCCAACAUACUUCCAUGAAUCCUUUCCGAAUGCCACCGGAUGGAGUUAUAACAUAAUUCCUUGGCUUCUUGCAAUCCCAUCAGCGCUGAGUGGAGGAUGUGUUUCAGAUUUUCUCAUCUCUAACGGAUAUGGUGUUUCACAUGUUAGAAAGAUAAUGCAGUUCCUUGCCAUGGGAAUGUCGAGUAUGUUCCUUGUGCUGCUGUCUGGGGUCGAUUCUUUUCCGUUGGCUGUGGCAAUCAUCUCCGUGGCUCUGAGUUUCACGACAUUCAGUAUCAGUGGUGUGUGUGUGAAUGUGCAGGAUCUCACACCAUCAUGUGCUGGCGCUCUCUUUGGUUUUAUGAAUACAAUCGGUGCUUUCAUGGGACUGGUGCUCAUCUCGUUGUCAGGCUACUUGAUUGAGGUCACACAGUCGUGGUCCUCGGUGUUCUCCCUCAUCGUUUUAGUUAAUGUCACAGGCCUCGCUAUCUUCCUGGUCUUUGGUGAUGCUCAUCGUGUCGACCUGAAUCACUGCAACCAAACCAAGAAUAUUAGAUGAAAUGGGUCAUUUUACACCUCCAUGCAUCGUCAUUUAAAAGGUUAUUGUUAGCAGUUGACAUAUUUUUGCUCAAACUGCUCAUGCAUUUUGUGGUGUGAAAUAGUCAGGUAUGCAUUUGGACUAUUUGCUACUGCAUACCACCGCAGUGGAGCUGAAUUUAAACAAGAUGUGACUGUUUAGUAAUUAGUCAUAUUUAUUCAUAGUCCCAGUACAGUCAGUUUUAUUUAGACAAGUCAGGGAAUGGCUACAUGAACACUGAUUAGACUUUUGACUUUGACUUUGGUCAUUGAUUCAUUAUAACAUUGAUUACUUGUUGCCUUCAGUGGUUUUGAUGGUAGAAACUCUGCAUCGUCCAACGUUUGCGUGUUGCACCACCCGUCACAGUUUCAUGGUGGACUUGGACAGAGAAUGAUUCAUAAAAGAAAUCUGAUCUCGUCUUGUCUCCCACUUGCCUUUUUGCAAAAUGUAGCUGAAAUUUCACCACUUAAGAAAAUCCUUCAGUAGUCCACUCCACCACAAACCUGUACAAAUGGUGAUGCAACAGAAAAAGGUGCACUAUGCAGUUUCUCCAGUCAUGACCACAGACACCUAUAUCUCCUUCAGAGUUCUCACAGGUGUCACUAGUCUCCUUUUCAUGGCCACUCCAGACAGAUUCACAGUUUUGCAUUUCUUAAUGAUUAAAAUUAGUGAUCUGGAAAUGUUUAUCUGUCCAUCCUGUGACUUGUGUAAUGAAAACUGACUGUAAAGGUGAAGAUUUGUGUUAAUAACAAUCUAUGCAUUUAGCUUGUCCAAUUACUUAUGGUCUCUGAAAACAGAGAGACUACACACAUAUACAAAUAGCUAUAUUUCCAAAUGGUUAAUGCAACAGUUAUGUUAAAGCUAUUGAAUUAAAGAUAAGUCUUGUGGUGGUGUACAGAGACAAAAUUGCAAAAACUCUAAAUAGCCAAAUACUUAUGGACCUGAUUUUUUUCUGUGAAGGCUCGUUUUUCAUAGUAGAGAAGCUUGAAUCUUCGACUGGA
Thalassophryne amazonica is the source of this 2447-nucleotide messenger RNA. RefSeq names its product solute carrier family 17 member 9-like. The transcript is spliced from 13 exons. Gene Ontology annotation, biological process: transmembrane transport. The record is from RefSeq and is a predicted model, not a curated record. Bases 49 to 1428 code for a protein of 459 amino acids. Lineage: Eukaryota; Metazoa; Chordata; Actinopteri; Batrachoidiformes; Batrachoididae. Gene Ontology annotation, molecular function: transmembrane transporter activity.